Molecule: messenger RNA, 3418 nt
Organism: Myxocyprinus asiaticus (Chinese sucker)
Lineage: Eukaryota; Metazoa; Chordata; Actinopteri; Cypriniformes; Catostomidae
Product: SUN domain-containing protein 2-like
Exons: 18
Coding region: 286-2019 (577 amino acids)
Biological process (GO): nuclear envelope organization
Cellular component (GO): nuclear envelope; meiotic nuclear membrane microtubule tethering complex
Molecular function (GO): protein-membrane adaptor activity
Source: RefSeq, a predicted model, not a curated record
CACAACCCGUCACAACGAAGAGAGGUGGAGCCGCCGAGCAACUGUCAAGAGACCCUUCCUGAUAAGAUCUCUUCCGUCCUCAAAGCAUCUUGUCGUAGCGCUAUCUGGACCAUUAUUAUAAGUUACAUAAUCGACGUUCUUCAGCCCGUCGUUUGAGCGUAAUUCGCGUGCGUGUGACGUAACUGUCGGUAAUCUUUUAUUGCGGAGCCGUUUCGGAUGAGCGGUUCGCUGCAGCACUGACACUUUGACAGGCUGAAUGUCUUCCUGAAGACCCAUCGUAAAGAGAUGUCAAGGCGAAGCACAAGGUUAGUGUCCAAAGGGACGUCCUCCUUUCCUGAUGAUGAUGCAGCAAGCACCAGCUCCACUGAAACCACAGGCCAGAUUUCCUACAAAGAAAGUCCUGUCAGGAUCUUUAAGAAGAAGGGUCGCAAGAGUACAGGCAGCGCUUCCCGAAAUUCAAGCCGUGCUAGCAGUGUGAGUCACACAGUGACUCGGCAUUUUGGUGACCUCACUGCCACCGAGAAUGAAAAUGGUGUGACCUACACUGCUCAAGGAUUCUCCUCUGGAUACUCCUCAGCUGAAGACCAUUAUGAUAAACCCAUCAUCCCAAGCUCUGGUUCUGCCCAAUCUGUGGCUGAACCAGGGUUUGUUGUGUGGAACAUAUUUAAUUCUCCAGCUCAAGCUCUGAUUAUGUUCUACUGGUGGCUGGGCAGUGCAUGGUAUGGCCUCACCUCUCGAGUGUCUCUGAUCAAUGUGUUUCUGCUCAGCAGAUGCACUGCAGAUAUGAGAAAAGCUGCUCUCCUCUUCCUCCUCCUAAUCUGCCUCAUUUUCGGGAUAUGGUACUGGUUCCCAUCUGCUUCUCACCCUCAUGAGGUUGCUUCUAGGACUCCACCUGUAAAACUCACUGAUGCACCUGUGAGAACAGUUAUUGAUGACAAUUUCCAACAUGCUAGCCUGUCUAACCUGCAGGAUGAGAUCUUAAACUUGCACGAAAGAGAGGCCAACCUGAUGAGAGACAUUGAACUGCUGAAGAUGGAGAGUGCAAGGCAGAAGGUCAAAUCUGAGAUGCUGCAAACCGAUAUGAAGUUUAUGACGAAUCAAAUGAAGAAUGUUGAGUCUGAGCAUGGGCAUCAGAUUUCUGACCUGAAGUCAGGUCUCUCAAAACUUCAGUCGGCUUCAGACCUCCUCAAGGAAAGACUUGAUGCACAAGACACUCUCAACAUAAAUCUGAAAGCAGAACUGUCUGAGUGGCUCGUAAGUCAAAUGAAAGAUACAAGCUCAAUGGAAUUAACCGUAGUUGCUCGUCCUGAGCUGCAGAGGGCGCUGGAGGAUCUAGAGAAACGGAUACUAGACAAAUUGGGGCAGGAGAAAGAGCAAGCAAGAGAUGUGUGGCGGACUGUAGGGGAUAUACUUCAGCAGGAGGGAGCCGGAGGCGUCACUAUACAGGAUGUAAAAGAAAUCGUCAACAGGGCAAUUAGUCUGUACAGGGCGGAUGGAAUUGGAAUGCCGGACUAUGCCUUGGAAUCGUCAGGUGCCAGUGUAGUAAACACUCGUUGUUCAGAGACAUACAAGACAAGAUCUGCGUGUCUCAGUUUAUUCGGCAUUCCUCUCUGGUAUCAGUCUGAAAGCCCUCGCACAGUUAUCCAGCCAGAGCUGUAUCCCGGGAAGUGUUGGGCGUUCCGUGGCUCACAGGGUUUCCUGGUGAUCUCACUAUCCUACCCAAUAAAAAUCACCCAUGUCUCACUUGAACACCUUCCCAGAAUACUCUCACCAACAGGUCGCAUUGACAGCGCACCAAAGGAUUUUGCUGUUUAUGGUAUGACUAAUGAGAAUGAAGAUGGAAAGCUGCUUGGGACAUUCACGUAUGACCAGGACGGAGAGCCCAUUCAGACUUUCAAGCUUCCGGAAACCUCGAAUAUCUAUAGCAUGGCAGAGCUCAGAAUUUUAAGCAACUGGGGCCACUUGGAAUACACGUGUGUGUAUCGCUUCAGAGUGCACGGGGAGCCUUUGCUCACUUGAGAACUAGAAAAAGAGAAGAAGAACGCUUUUGCCCUCUUCAGUUUUGGUUUACUCUUAUGCAAAAUAAAAUAAAUGUAAAAAACUAAAAAUCUCAAUGCACUGAACUCUCAAAGAAUGAUUCAGACAGACAUCUUCCUAAUGUACUCAUACCAAAAACGCACAAAUACGAACAGACAUACUGUACAAAAAUGUGUCCAAUUUUUGCCAUCUAUACCAAUAUUUCAGUUUGCAUUUCUCAAAAAUGGUGCAGUUUUGGUUUCCAGACAAGUGCUGAUAGGAAAUUUAAAAAUUCGUCUUUAUUUAAUGACACUGUUUUGAAUGAGGAAUCAUAGCGAAUCAGUUUUUGAAGCUAAAUUAAGGACAUACCUCUGUUUUAUGUAACAGUAAAUAUGUUAUGACUGCCAACUAUGUAUAUUUCAACAGCAAAGGCUGAAUGAAGGAUUUGAGCUUGCAAACAAGUGUAAUGCCUAGAGACUAGAAGUAUCACAAAGUAGUAUUUUUGCUUUUAAGCUUUUUGCUGGUUUUAUUUGCUCUUACAUUUUUUUCAUUUUGGUUGAACAAAUGGUUCUGUAAUGUGUUAAUGCACAUCAUUAUUGAACCAUAUACCUCUUUAAAUUAACAAGCUUCAUUGUUUAGAUAUGUUUACAAAAUAUAAGCAGCAAUUCUGUUUUCUGAAUCUCUAGACAAGUUGUGUUAAAACAUUGAUAUUUGUGCCCUGGUACAGAUAGGCAUAGGGAUAGUUGAAUUUUUAAGAUUGAUUAUAUCUCCUCUGCAGGACAGGGGAAGAUUAAAGUAAAACUCAGGUUUAGGGUUUUCUAACCAAAGUGCUCUUUAAAUUUACAGACUGAAUAUUGAUCUUGUCCUCUGUGUGUAUAUAUGUGCUCGAUAAUAAUGCUGUUUUUAUUUGCUGUACGUUGAAUGCGCACUUGAAAUAGUCCUUGAAGGUAUAGACAUUUUGUGGAUUGUUUUGUUUUGUUUUAUUGUGUCAUUUUGACAUCCUUAUACAUUUCUCAUUAAGCUUAAAGGAAUAGUUUACCCAAAAUGAACAUUAUCAUCUUUUACUCACCAUCAUGUUGUUUCAAACUUGUAUGACUCAUUUUCUUCUGUGGUACACAAAAGCAGAAUGUUAGCCUCAGUCACCAUUCACUUAAAUUGUAAUUUCUUUUUUUUUUUUUUCAAUGGAGAUUGAGGCUGUUGUUCUGCAUGAGGUCUCCUUUGUGUUCCAUAAAGAAAAAGUCAUUCAAGUUUGGAACAACAGUAAAUGAUGGAAUUUUCAUUUUUGGGUGAACAAUCUGUUUAAUAUAGCUCUGAUUUGAAUUUGGCAAACAUUUAUAAGAAGGUUUUGUCACAUUAUCUGAUAUGAUUAUUUUGUAAUAAAAAGGCCAUUUUUAAAAAUUAA